This is a messenger RNA of Gaeumannomyces tritici R3-111a-1, 3358 nucleotides long. RefSeq names its product sulfite oxidase. The transcript has a single exon. The coding region runs from base 653 to 2890 and encodes 745 amino acids. Gene Ontology annotation, molecular function: molybdenum ion binding; oxidoreductase activity. Gene Ontology annotation, cellular component: mitochondrion. The record is from RefSeq and is a predicted model, not a curated record. Lineage: Eukaryota; Fungi; Ascomycota; Sordariomycetes; Magnaporthales; Magnaporthaceae.
AAGCCGUUUGUCUCGUUUGGCGGGAGCAGCAGCCUCGAGGUCGUCUGACCUGAUCUGUGUCCUUGGGGACUGCACUGGCUUGCACUGACAAGAAGAUGCGAGCCAAUCUCAUUCGGAGCGGUGUGUUUGGAGGUGGCGCUGCGUGUUUGUGUUGGACAUGUUCUGUCUCGCUCCUUUGAUUGAUACUAGGAAGCUGUGACGUAUUUUGUUCAUGUUUUCCAACGGCAACUUGCGUCCAUCUCGACGUGAAUCGUCCCUCUUGACUGUCACAAUUCUCCUGCCUGCUCUCUCUCUUUUCCUUAGAUUAUUUGCUCUGCAUCUGUGAGACCAAUUGGGCUGUCUUUAUCCACAGCAUUCCCAUCUCAGCCAGCAUCUAUUCCAGAUUCCAGAUUCCAGAUUCCAGGCUCACUGUGGCCCCACUUGGUGAUGCCUCCACAGUAAAGACGGCCGUCGAAAAUCCAAGGCCGCGCCGACGAGAACGACAGCCGCCACCGUGAGUCAGCCUCUUCUACCAAGCUGGGCACACACGCUCCUUCCAACUGCGUGAAGCGUAGCUUUUAUUCAUGCCCUACCACUUCUGUCUCCGCCCACGGGCCUCUUUUCCUAACAUGAACCCUCCAUCUCCAGCAAGUGUCACCAGACAUCGGCCACCAUGUUAGCCCGAGCUUCCACCCGCGCCGUUGCUAGCAUACCACGAAGCCUACGAUGCGCCCGCUCGCGACCUCUCCCGCCAUUAGCUCGACACCCAGCGCGACAAUCCUUCUUUACUCGGCCGCAGAUUCGUGCCGCCUCGACCACAUCCCGCUCGUCGCCACCUCUCUCAGAUAACGGCCAUGACACAAGCGAAUCACAAAGACAUGGGGCCAAUGGGGGCCGCAAGAGAACCACGCUUCUCGCGGGAGCUACAGGCGCGUCACUGCUCGCCGCAAUAGCAGCCGUGACGCAGUCAGACUUCUCCAGCAAUCAAACAAAACAGUCAGACGGUCAGAACCAAGAUGCCUCGGCCGAUGGGAGAGAUCCGUCACUGCCCCGGCACCGCCUCGCCGAUAUCCGUGCGGAUCACGGUCCGGGCUCAGACAGGCCCUGGGUCACGUACCAAGACAAAGUCUACGACAUAACGGACUGGGUGGGCGCCCACCCAGGCGGCGACGUGAUCCUGCGCGCCGCCGGCGCUAGCAUCGAGCCAUACUGGGACAUCUUUACCAUCCACAAAGCCCCGCACGUGCGCGAGAUCCUCGACCAGUACCUGGUUGGCCUCAUCGCCAUGGAGGACCUGGACCGCGCCACCGGCCUCCCCGCCGCCGAGGCGGUCGAGGACCCCUUCGCCACGGACCCGGCCCGCGACCCGCGCCUGAUCACGCACACGGCCAAGCCGCGCAACGCCGAGCCGCCCGCGUCGGAGCUCGCCGGCGAGUUCGUCACGCCCGCCGAGCUCUUCUACGUCCGCAACCACAUGUGGGUCCCGCCCGUCGAGGCCGCCGCCGCGGGCCGCCACGCCCUCACCAUCGAGCUGCCGUCGGGCGAGGAGCGCGUCUAUACGCUCGAGGAGCUGCGGUCCCGCUUCCGCGUCCACCGCGUCACGGCCGCCCUCCAGUGCAGCGGCAACCGGCGCAGCGACAUGACGGCCUCGGCCAACGCCACCAACGGCCUCCAGUGGGGGGUGGGUGCCAUCUCCAACGCCGAGUGGGAGGGCGUGCGGCUCGCCGACGUGCUCCUCGACGCCGGGCUCUCGCCGACCUCGAGAUGCCCAACCGCGGUCGCUGCCAAAACCGGAAAAGACGACAACGACAACGACAAUGACGGCGACGACGACAACCGCGAGAUGCACGUGCAGUUCUCCGCCCUCGAGGCCUACGGCGCCUCCAUCCCGCUCUCCACGGCGCUCGACCCGCGCGCCGACGUGCUGCUGGCCUUUGGCAUGAACGGCCGGCCCCUCCCGCCGGACCACGGGUUCCCCCUGAGGGCCAUCGUGCCCGGCCACGUGGCGGCGCGGUCGGUCAAGUGGCUGAGCAGGAUCGCCAUCGCCGACGAGGAGUCGACGAGCCAGUGGCAGCGCCGCGACUACAAGUGCUUCGGCCCCAACGAAGGGUCCAGCCCGGACUGGGACCGCUACCCGGCCAUCCAGGAGAUGCCCAUCACCAGCGCCGUCACGGGAAUCUGGGUCGGCGGCUGCGUGCGCGAGGCCGGCAAAAAGGCCCGCUGGAUGCUGCGCCGCACCGACGAGCACCGCGCCGCGCCAGGCGUGCGCGACCUGUCCGGGUGGCGUCGCGAGCACCACCUGGAUCAGCCGCCGCCGCAAACAGCUAAGUCCUCGCCGGUGGAUGCCGCACCCGCAACCGCGACUGCCGCCGACGACGAAACGGUACCCGUGGCGCUGAUGGGGUACGCGUACUCGGGCGGCGGCAAGGCCAUCAUCCGCGUCGACGUCAGCGUCGACGGCGGCCGCACCUGGGACCAGGCCGAGCUGCUCGACGACUGCGGGCCCGACGGCAAGGGCUGCCGGGGCUCCAAGGCGUGGGCCUGGAGGCGGUGGCGCUACGUCGGCAACCUGCCCGAAUUUGCCGGCGCCGCGGCGGCGGCGACCAAGGGGCAAGACGGCGACGACAAGACGGGCAGCAGCAAUAGCAGCAAGUGCACAACGGUGCUCGUCAAGGCCACCGACUCGGCCUACAACACGCAGCCCGAGAACCACACGGGCAUCUACAACGUGCGCGGCAACCUCGCCACGGCUUGGCACCGGGUCUUGGUGUGCCCCUCGUGCACCAAGACGUCCGACGGCCGCACCGCGUGGCGCACCGGCAGCGGGGUGUUUGGGGCCGGCUUCGCAAAGGGUCGGUGCCUCGAGGGCGCCCCGGCCGAGGGGACGGUCGACAAGAAGAGGAUGCCAUGAGGGCGAGAUGCUGAGGGGAUUAUAGAGGUGAAGAGAUGACCAUGGGCCUACCGAACUAAUGGUUACUGCAGUGCUUUUUUCUUCCUUUUUUUUUAUCCUUGGUGCGUCUAGACUAGAGUUUGCGUGUCGAGACCUUAAUGAUCCUUUCCCACACAACCUUGAUCUCCACGUUAUUGAGCGCUUCUUUUUCAACAUUUCAGGCAGUCGGGGAGCAUCGGGAGGCGGCGUUUUUGAUAUCCAGAUUUAGAGCUUAGAAUGCCGAAGCUUUCAACAAGACAAAGUAUGCCGGCUGCCAGUGAUGCACAUGUGGCCACGCAACAGAGCAGAGAAACCGAAAGCCAGUGUCACGCAGGUGGUAAAAAAUUAAAAAUUGUUGUAUUCCUGGCCUAUGGCCAGGUCCAUGUCCAAAAUAAUAUAGACACGGGUCGAAGGGUAGGACAAAGGAAAUAAUCGUAAGGUAUGCCCGUA